Molecule: messenger RNA, 141 nt
Organism: Acaulospora colombiana
Lineage: Eukaryota; Fungi; Glomeromycota; Glomeromycetes; Diversisporales; Acaulosporaceae
Source: the annotation of a GenBank genome assembly
CAUGACCCCGAUGAUGAGCCGGUCGCUCCUCCUCUGGACCCCGAAUUCUUCGAGUUCGACCUCCACAAAGAUGACAUCUCACGCGAUCAACUUAAAGAGCUACUCUACGAGGAGAUCAUGAGCUUCAAACCUUCAAUCUAA